CGGCCUGCUCGGCCAAGAUGGCGACGGCAGGAGCAGGGCGGCACCCGGCGGGCCCCGCUUCCGGCGGCCUCCUGAUGACGUCCGGGCGCGCCGCGCGGCGAACCCGGGGACAGAGCGGACGCCGCAUGGAGGUCAGCGGAGCUUGGGAGUCGCUGGCCAGGCGUUCUCCCAGCCACCCGGACCGCCAUGGCAGCCCGCCUGGUGAAAGAGUGUGCCUGCCUCCUGAGAGAAGCGGCUCGCUUUGCCCCCGCCAUGGCCCCAGUGAGCCGGCCGAGGCUCGUGGCGCUGGCCCAGAGGCCCCUGACCUCUUCAGCCACCUCUCCAAGCUCCCGGCUCCCAGGCUCCCUGACAGAGCUUCUGGAGAGGGAACAGGUGUUCACGCCCUACCCCAAGCCCUCGGAGGUGGACCAGUGCAUCGAGAAGGCCACCCAGCCGGAGCAGUUACUAGAACUACUGGACAGCGGCCACAGUUUGCACCACAACCACGCAGCCAUCAUGCUCAUUCGCCUCACGCGCCUGCUGGCUGAGAAGCCAAAGGAUAGGGCCUCACUACAGCAGGAUGCUCGCUUCCAGCAACUUCUGCAGCUGGUCAGCAGCCAGAUAACCUUGGUCUGGCAUGGGACCCUGGUGAGGCUGCUGCGGAGCCUGUAUGCACUGGCACUGCCCGAAGCAUGCCGGGAGCUGCGCUCUGUGGAACAGGAGGUACGCUGGCGCCUGCGGCGGCUCAAGUACAAACACCUGGCCUUCCUGGCCGAGACCUGCGCCACCUCCAUGCAGGAGCAACAGUCGCAGGAGCUGCUGGCUGAACUGCUCACACACCUGGAGAGGCGCUGGACAGAGCUGGACGACGGCCGUAUGCUGGCGACCCUGAUGUUGAAGGCUGGCCACCUUUCGGGCUCGCUGAUGAACCGCCUGGAAGACAAGUGCCUGGAGCUGGUGGAGCAGUUUGGCCCUGAAGAGCUGCGGAGGGUGCUGCUGGCGCUGGCGGCGCAGGGCCGGCGGUCGUUGCCACUGCUGCGGGCCAUCUCCUACCAUCUCGUGCAGAAGCCCUUUCCGCUGACGAAAAGUGUGCUCCUGGACCUGACCUACGCCUAUGGCAAGCUGAGCUUCCACCAGACCCAGGUAGCCCAGCGCCUGGCUGACGACCUGCUGCCACUGCUGCCCAGCCUGACGUCCACCGAGGUGGCCCGCUGCGCCAAGUCCUUCGCCUUCCUCAAGUGGCUCAACCUGCCCCUGUUCGAGGCUUUUGUCCAGCACAUCCUGAACAGAGCCCAGGACGUCACCCCGUCUCACCUGUGCAACAUAGUGCUGGCCUUUGCCCACCUGAACUUCCACCCGGAGCAGGAAGAGAAGUUCUUUAGCCUGGUGCAUGAGAAGCUAGGGCCGGCACUGGUGAGCCUGGAGCCAGCCGUGCAGGUGGAUCUGGUUUGGGCUCUGUGUGUGCUGCAGCAGGCACAGGAAGCCCAGCUGAGAGCCGUCCUCGAUCCAGGGUUCCACACCCCUCUUCUAGAGACCACGUCUCCUAAGGGUCAGAGCACCUUCCAGAAGCUGCUGCACAUCAACGCCACUGCCCGCCUAGAGCACCCUGGGUAUACAGGCCCCCUCCUGCCAGCCUCUGCUCUGGCUGCCCAGCCCCUAGCCCCCGACCAGAAGGUGACCCCGCUGCAAAGGGAGCUGCCAGAGAUGCUGAAGGGACUGCUGGGCAGUGCCGACCGAGGCAGCUUCGCAGUGGCCACACAGUACGGCUGGGUGCUCGACGCGGAGGUGCUGCUGGAUGCGGACGGCCAGUUCCUGCCCCUCAGAGACUUUGUGGCACCUCACCUCACCCAGCCAGCUGGAAACCAGCCCUUGCCUGAGGGGGCCAAGAGGCUCGCCUUCCUGAGGUGGGAGUUUCCCAGCUUCAGCAGCCGGAGCAAGGACCUCAUGGGCCGCUUCGCCCUGGCCCGGCGCCACGUGCUGGCCGCGGGCUUCCUCGUGGUGGAUGUCCCCUACUACGAGUGGCUGGAGCUCAAGUCUGAGUGGCAGAAGGGCGCCUACCUCAAAGACAAGAUGCGCAAAGUAGUAGCUGAGGAGCUGGCCAAGUGACCAUCCAUCCAUCAGUAGGACUGCAUGCCCAGGUCUGGUUCUGGGCACCUGAUGGCAAGAGGUGGCUCCCUUGAAGAGGAGAAACCACCCCUGCACUGGACUUGGCCUGGGCAGGGGUGCUCAACAGCUCUGGGGGAAAUAGGGCCCUCAUGUGUAAUAAAUCAAUUCUGCUCUCA
This is a messenger RNA of Ochotona princeps (American pika), 2261 nucleotides long. RefSeq names its product transforming growth factor beta regulator 4 (gene FASTKD4). NCBI's taxonomy places the organism in Eukaryota, Metazoa, Chordata, Mammalia, Lagomorpha, Ochotonidae. The record is from RefSeq and is a predicted model, not a curated record. Bases 187 to 2085 code for a protein of 632 amino acids. The transcript has 11 exons. Gene Ontology annotation, molecular function: RNA binding. Gene Ontology annotation, cellular component: mitochondrial matrix; ribonucleoprotein granule. Gene Ontology annotation, biological process: mitochondrial RNA processing; regulation of mitochondrial mRNA stability.